Messenger RNA from Cladocopium goreaui, 648 nucleotides. The record is from the annotation of a GenBank genome assembly. Lineage: Eukaryota; Dinophyceae; Suessiales; Symbiodiniaceae.
GUUCUGACGUUGUCUUGCGAUGAUGUUUCUGAAAAGCAAUGGCACGAUGUUACCGAAGUUUGUGCCAUCACUCGCGAGCAACCAUCCGAGGAUGAUUUUGUCGAUCUCAUGAAGGAAGUUGUGCCAAAACUCAUAGUUGACAUGUCCACUGCCCCUGAUGCCAGCAUGCCAGAAUCAUCCAAGCGUGCGCACGAAGAGGCAACUGGAGCCAUGACCGAUGCCAGCAAGCGUCAGCUGUCCCCUCCGCCGGACGCUGCAGCGAAGUCUGGAAAGACCGGCGCAAGCUCUAUGGAAAGCUUGUCAGUGACAGUGACGGCGGCUCAGUGGCAUCAAAUGGAUGCAUCAGCUCAUGGACAAUUGCCCAGCCAGGCAUGGCUACGAGCAGACGCCAUAUCUGCCGUGGUCAUGGUAGGUGGAGUUUGGUUGUGUAGCUCUCAACUAGAGCCAGUCCUUCAACAUGUACGACAAGAUCCGGUUGGCGUUGGUCAGCAAUGGCAGCAGAACCAGAAGCUGCCCUUGCAGCAACGCUUGGAAAUGCUGGUGCCAGGUGUUGGCAUCUUUGCUUAUCAGCUGAGUGCAAUUGGUGCAGUCAUUGCAGUAGUCUUCCUGGCGUUUGGUCUUGCCAAUACUCUCGUCGGCCUUAUGGAA